AUUAGGAGGUACAAACAAAAUCUCUUUCCUCGAAUCAAUAGCCCUGUUUUCAUGAAAAUUUAUGAUAAGUAGGUUGUAAGCUUGAUGUUGCGUGAAUGUGAUCUCCGAUCGACCCACGAACAUGGCCGGCUUGGAGGUAUUUUGUUGAAACUUUUAUCACAAAGAAGCAACUUAUCACGGACCGAACGUUCUGAUUUGCAGUUCUAUGGGUUGUGGAACUUCGAGACCUCCUGUUGUAAGCACUGCACACAAACCACAAGCCGCACCAAAACCUUUGAAGGCUGACGAGGAGCAAGUCAAGCCUGCGGAACCUCAAAGAAUCGAACAGACUCAAACUCGACCGAAAAGCGAACCCCAGCACGAGCAUAUCGACAGCAGUGAGUUUUUUUCGCUAUCUUACGAAGAAGUUGCAGCGUUACGACCCUCCGAUCCAGAAGACAUGUGGGCAGUUGUUAAAAAGACCUGUGACAGAAACAGAGAAUGGAAGCUCGAUUCGGUGAAGAAUCGACGGGGUUGGAAAACGAUUAGGCUAUUUGUGUCUUCAACUUUCCGAGACUUUCACGCAGAGAGAGAAGUCCUUGUCAAAGAGGUCAGUGCAAUCCCUUUUAGUGGUGUAGUAAAACUGACAAUGGCAAGAUCGAAUGAGUAGAUUGAAAGUGUAGGCUUAAUCUAUUUAGUUUUUCCUUGUUAUUUGUUUAUCAACGACGAAGAUUGUUGAUCUUAUUGAAGCUCACAAUUACUUCCAAUCAUUUAUACAUUCAAAUUGCAGACACUGCAGUUUCAUUAAUGUAGGCUUAAAUAAACUGAAAUCAAACCGAAAUCGGCACGAGUUAGAAAAGUCUCAAGUAACGGAUGUGUACAUGGUUUAAGGUUACAGUUUCGAAAGAGGUCACGUUUAAUUUUUAUCGCAACACUUCAAGAGCUUGUGUUAAAAGCGAUUUUGUCACAAAAAAAAUAAACCUAUCUUUUAAUGCAUUGGAGAAGUAUUUAAACCCAUAUAUUAAAGGCAAGUAUCACAUUAGCUUGCAGAUUAUAUUAUUAUUAUUUUUUAUUUAUGCCUCCAGAAAUAUUUUAGAGCCUUAAUAUGCUAAAGUUAAAUGAUGUCUGUUCGGCCUCAAUCAUGUUUCUUUGUUCGUAAGAUACAUAAUAAAACUGAUACAUUUGGGUAGCAAAUACUCAGGUCUAAGACAUUCUUUACCCUCUCAUUUUACUGUACCUUAAAAAACAUGCAAACAUUUAAGUUUAAAAGUCAACUGCACAAUAAUAAUAUUAUUACAUUUUUGCAGCUGUCAAUCAUUAUUACAGUAAAAAACAACAAACCUUGAAAUACAGGAACACACAAAGUGUAUCAAAAUCCACCCAUCACCUAGCCUGCGAGAGCAGAUGCCUUUUUUGGUUCUUGAUCCACUCGUUUAUUUCUUUGUGGGUGAAACAAGAGCCCAAAAAGGCGUCUGCUCUUGCAGGCUACCAACCAUAUUGAGUUUUUUAACAUGCUGUAGUAAACUUCUGUCUUCUGAGAGGUCUGCUAAGAUGAUUGAUACAGCAGUGUAGUAGCAAAGAGCACAAAUGUUGGUUGGCUUUUUAACUGCAGAGUUCACAGGCUAUUGAAAGUCAUACAUGUCAUAAGCUAAAAAAAAGCCUUAAGCACAUGUGCAUGGGUUUCCACAGAAAAUAUAAUCCUUUUAUUAGCACUUGGAAAUUAGAUAUUUAACCUCUCUUCAGGGAAGGAUGGGUGAGUCCCUUCAGAUAUCAGGUAUUAUUAAAAACUGAAUCAUUGGUUAAUGCAAUUCUAGAGCUCUGAUUGGCUAAGCCAUCAUGGUAUAUGAGCCAUUAUACCAUGCCUUUCAAAUAUGCUAACUGUACGUGUCUGCUCAAAAUUAAAAACAAGCUGAAAAUCGGUUGUUUUUACAAACAAAUUCGGGAAGAAUUCUCAACAUUUUGUAGUCGUUUUUAAUAAAACAAUUAUUCCACUCGCGCUUAUUGGAUAUCUACCAUCUCGUAUCCAACGCACACCCAUGGAAUAAUAUUGUUAAUUAUAGGUCAGGCAAAGCAAAGUGUUCUAAGCUCAAUACCCAGCAGAAAAAAAGAACACUUUGUACAACAUUGCAUGAAAAGUUUGUUCAUAAAGAGUAGAAGAUGUAGACAUGGUAUUGUGAAAAAGAACUUGAGCUUAUUUGCCUCUAUACAUGUCCAACUCAGCCUUAAUUUAAGCUACCUUGUAUAGAUAACCUUCUUUAUCAACUAACGUGGUAAUGAUGAUGAUGUUGAUGAUGAUGUCAUGUUCAUGCAGGUAUUUCCUGAUUUACGGCUUUGGUGUGAGCAGAGAAAACUUCACCUUGUGGAAUGUGACUUAAGAUGGGUAAGUGAAGAUUAAUAAAAUAAUGUUAUUGUCUUUCAGCAUUUUUGUAUGACUUAAAAGUUCUCUAAAACUAUGCAGUCAAACCUCGAUCUCCACAACGGCAACCUUAUAGGGAAAGGAAAAAGUGGCAGUUGUGGAGAGGUGGCCAUCAUGGGGACGUAGGGGUGUAAAAUGAGAAUUUUUUUUUAGGGUGCACAACAUGCUUAUUGUGCUAAUUUCAUGAUUACUGCACAGUGUCCCAUAAUAUAAUGGUAAUCCAGUCAUGAAUAAUAUGUAGAGAUAAAAUGCACAAAAAGCUUGAAUUAUGUUUUGAAUAAAAAUGUUAAAAAUGUGCAUAAGACAAGACAAGACAAGAUGAUUUAUUAAACUUAGCUCAGUUUUACAUGACAUAAUAAUAGGUUAAAUUUACAUAGGCAAAUAAACACAGUACAACUAAGGAAUAAAAGAAAAAUUGUAACAACAAAAUAGAGAGCGAGUUGGGAUCAUCCAAAUAGCAAAGGCUAAUCUAGUGGAUGACCCCUGCAAUAAAAUACAAUUACCAACAGAAUUAAGAAUAUAUAUUUUUUUAUAUGCACUAAGGCAGAUAAUUAAUUAGAAAAACAAUUGAGGAUAGAGUUCUUAAGGGUUUUACGAAAUAUUCUAAGACAAAGCGAACAAGGUUUGCCACAUUUGCUAGAAAUAUCGUAGACAAUUUAUGCCUACUGGCAUUAUAAAUAAACAAAAUCAAAAUAUGUUUGUCAUGGCUAACAUACCAUAUGGAUCAAAUUUCAUGACCAUUCUUAACUUUUUCAUCAGUCGCUGGAAAAAACUGGCCAUUGUUGAGGCAGUUAGGGACACACGUUUGUGGCCAUUGCUGUUGUAGAGAGGGUUAUAAAUAACAGGGCUUCUGAUAGGUCACGGAAGAAAAAGUCAAAUUUUGUGGGAUUUUUAGAGACCAAUUCAGAGAAAAAUUGGCCGAUUUCGUGGGAAUUUCGCGGGAGUUUCAGGGCAAACUUCACCAAAAAGCAAUCAGUAAAAAACGGCCAAUUUUGUGGUUAUUUUCAAGGCAAAUUUCACUAGAAAGCGAUCGGUUUUGCACUGAGCAGACCAGCAUUUUUAACGUUUUUCUAACAGAGGUCAUCAUUUGCUCUGUCAACAACAAUAUGCCCCAGAAAUGAACCAAUGGCAAAGCCAUCAUGGCUAGUGCCCAGUUUUUCGCAACAUAAUCUACACCUGGUAGUUUCGGGACGUUGUUUGCACGUUUCAGUGACGAAGUUCCAAGAUAAAUUUGCAAGUUUCCGGCAAGUAGUAAACAGCCCCUAUAGCUGAAAUAAGUUUCAAAUAUGUUUUACAGACAUGUAUUUGAUAAGAUUCCUACCGAAUUUUUGCGGUAUUUUUCAUGUUUUUGUGAAUUUCGCGGGAUUUAGCGGAGUUGAAUUUCGCAGCUCCGCGACCACGCAAAAAAUCAGAAGCCCUAAAGUAAGAGUCAAUGUAUGGACUGUCCGCUGGGACAAAAUGAAGUGGUCGUUGUAGAGAGGUGGCCGUUAGUAGAGGUUCGUCUGUGUCAAAGACAUGAGAAGCAUACAUCCAUGUAAUACCGUAAAAUUCCGAAAAUAAGCCCCUUGGCUUAUAUUUUUCAAAGGCCCGUUUUGAGGGGCUUAUUUUUGAAGGGGCUUAUAUUCGGAGGGGCUUAUCUACGGAGGGCAAUUUGCGUUUCAAAAUCGAUUGGGCGAGCCGUAUAGUUGGAAGUAAAUUUACCAUGUUUGCUUUGUUUUACUUUGUAUUUGAGGGCAAUUUUCCAAGUACAAGCCCCUGGGAGGCUUAUAUUUGAAGGGGCGAUUUAACGGGCGGUUUUUUGCGUUACCGGAUUGGGGGGCUUAUAUUUGGAGGGGCUUCUACAUGGAGGGGCUUAUUUUCGGAAUUUUACGGUAUGUAAUAUGUUACUUACAGUGUGAAGAAGAGUGGAUUAUUUAAGGUAAAUGGUUUGUCCUCAGGUAGGGAUAUACAUCCCCAUACAUAACGUACUGAGAACCCACUCCUCCCAGGGCCAAGCUCCCUCUACUUGUUAAAGUGCUUAUGAUAUCUUUUCUCUCUCUUAGGGAGUUCCCAAGGAUUCUACAACUGAAGAAACGAUCAAGAUUUGUCUUGGUGAAUUGGAUCGCUGCUAUGAAGAUAAUGUGGUUCCAUAUUUUCUUAAUCUUAACUGGUAAGUAUAUUAUUUAGAAGUAACAGCGAUUUUCAUUUAUAAAGUUGAAUUUCAAUUUACCACUCCUCCAUUUUGUUCUAAAUCAAUAAUUAUUAUGUUGGUCAGUUUGAAAUCAAUUGUACUUUUCAUUGUUCUUUUUUGACUGAAAUAGAUACAAAUUUUAAAAAUUGAUUUUUAAGUGUACUUGCAUGGAUUGCUUUGGUAGGCAGCAUUUCAGUUUACUGAUAAUUUAGAUUAAAUCCUUCUGACCUGCAUGUCUUUGUUUAUAUAUAGUGCCCGUGCAGGGUGGAUACCAACAUUUGGUGACUUGACGUACAAUUUAGCUGUACAAUAUGGCUGGGUUUAUGGCUUAUCACUCACUGAGAUGGAAAUUGUUCAUGGAGCCUUCAGAAAAUGCAAUCCUAAUGGUAGGCAAUAUUAUUGUGAUGUUCAAGACAAUUGGGUGCUAUUGAUAUUUUUGUGAUAUUUAUUGGCCUUUCUUUAGUUUAUUAUAAGUGGAUAAACUAAAUACCAGUCUGAACUGGAAUGUUUGUCAAGUAAACAUUUAACUGUAUAUAUUGCUUUAGCAUGAGAUCUUUAAGUAACAACACCAUGUACAUGAAAUAUCCAAAGGCAUGCUCUUAAAAGUUUCAUUUCUAUCUUAAGUAAUAUUGUUUAGUUUCUAUAUAUUGACGCCUACACCUGUACAAUGCUUUUUUCAGCACUUUUUUUAAUCAGAGAUUCAGAGUUCACUGAGACCUUGCCAGAGGAGAUCAAAGAUGCAUUUGUAGACGGCAAUGAUAUAUGUACAGAAAAGAUGAAAAAGCUCAAAGAAGCACUGAAAGAGCAUUUUCCCGUAUGUAUCUGUGUAGUGGUAUAAUUAUGUUGAGGUUAUUAAAUGGGAGUUUAUAUUAGUUGAAAAUGACCCCUCCCUCCUUCUCCCCAAAGCAGCUCUCAAGGAAACUGGUAGCUUCCUGGUACUGUUGGAAGAGCUAAUUGCAAAACAAGGAAGUAGUAAUGAUAAUGAUAAUGAUAACAAUAGCAAUAGAGUUUCCAAGACGAGCAAGACAUCCUGCAGAGUAAUAUCACAUUGUUAUCCCAUUUUCUCCCUAAGCUAAUGGUCUAACUUCAUUUUAACUUUUAAAAAUUCUACAGGCAGAAAACCUUGUUCACUACAAAGUUGACUGUGAGCCAUCCAGUGUUCAGAAAAGUGCAGCGUUAGGAGAUGAGAGGGAAGUCAGACUUAAAGGAAUAAGUGGCUCAGACACAACUUUUUACAAAACGGUGAGUAGGAAUUCAUAGAUCUGUUACAUAAAAAUAAACAUUGAAGCAUAAAAAAAAUAUAAACAUCAAAAAUAUACAGUGGACAAAAGAGAGAUUUGAUUAUCUGCGUGAGCGAAGUGCAAAGUAAUUAGAAUUAUCUCAUAGUCUGUUCUGGGUUCAAAUGACUGCUGGUCAGUGGUAAGCAGUCCUCUUAUUUAAAAAAUGGCUAAGCUCAGCCUUAGCACGUACGAAUUUGUUGAAUAUGUCUAGUUUAAAGCUUAAAGUGCUUAUCACCUGUUAUGAAAUGGUUAUAAGACUUCUGCUGAUUACCAUGGUGAAACUUUGUCUCAAGUACCAGAAAUAGGCCAUUUUACAGUUGUGUGCUCAGUGCCCUGGCCUUUGAAUGGAAGCGAGGCUGGCGGUGACCUUGUUUGCUACAAACCUUCUUGUUUUUCAAAUGUAAAUGGUCAUGUUCACGGGCUUGUUAGCAUGAGAAUACCACGAUUUACACUUGAAAAGCAGGCAGGUUUGUAACAAAACAAGGUCACCGCCAGCCUCAUGUCUAUUCAAAGGCCAGGGUACUAAGCACACAACUGUAAAAUGACCUAUUGUCAUGUAAUAAUUACCCUUUGAAAACUUGGAAAUGUCUCAGACAAAACCGUGCAAAGUUUUCAUUUGCAAAAUACCAAGUAAUAUGUAUGAAAUAUGCAUCUCAUUUCAUACAGUAUUCUUUGAAGGAAAACAAGAGGUGAGAUAAAAAAAAUACUGGAAAAGGGUAAAUUAGUGCCAGUCCAUAGAAGAUUUAAUAAUUAGCUUGCAUCCAAGAUUCUUAAAAGAGUAUGACCCCUCAACAAACCCCACCCCAAAAUAGGGUUUGCUUUAUUUUAUUGAAGUCAAUAUCCCAAAAACAAGUAGUGCUUAUUGAGUUUUAACCAUGUUAUUGUUAUUGCUGUUGUUGUUGUUUUUGAGUUAAAUUUCAAAUCAAAGGAGACAGACAUGCACAUGACCUUUAAAUAAAACUACAUUUUGUGGCAUUUUUUUUUUAAUGGUGCUGUCAAAUUCAACAUAGCAAAGAAUAAAGGGAAAUACCGUAAAAUUCCGAAAAUAAGCCCCUCCAUGUAUAAGCCCCUCCAAAUAUAACCCCCCCCAAUCUGGUAACGCCAAAAACCCUCUGUUAAAUCGCCCCUCCAAAUAUAAGCCCCCCGGGGGCUUGUACUUGGAAAAUUGCCCUCAAAUACAAAGAAAAACAAAGCCAAAACGGUAAAUUUACUUCCAACGGUACGGCUAGCCCAACUGAUUUUGAAACGCAAAUUUCCCUCCGUAGAUAAGCCACUCCAAAAGUAAGCGCCUCAAAAAGUGCCUUUGAAAAAUAUAAGCCCCAGGGCUUAUUUUCAAACUUUUACAGUAUUGCAUAUUACUGCGUUAUGUACACAUAAAAAGUUUAAAAUAAGUAGCCCCCUCAAAUGAAUCCUGCAUAAACAAGUAGAAGAAAUAGAGUACGUUACAUGGCCGCUUGCAGAUACAAAAAAGAGAGAAAUAUUUGUCAACACGAGAAGGGAAAUUUUGUAUCUUCAAGCGGCCAUCUAAUGUUCUGUAAACACCAAUAAAAUGCCAAACCAUUUACCUUAAAUAUUUCUUUGCUGCGACAGGCACGAUUUAUUAUGUAGCCAUAGCAAAAUAGCAUGUUAGAUGUUAUUUUCACGUGUGAAGAUAUCAUGUUUUCGUGCGAAAGCUCACCUUGUAUUUCAUUGAUGUUUAUAUAACAAAUUGAGUUAUUAAAAAGUGAGAAUUGGAGUCAGGAUACUAGCGUGCAAAUAAAGUGGACCCGUCCAAUAUUUGCUAUCAGGCUUGCGAUGAAGUGUUUUGGGGGAAAUUCAAAUUAUGGAAGAUUUGUAUUCAAUCCUGCUCAUCUAAGAAAUUUUCGGGCUGGUUAAAAUGACUCUUGGUCUAGUACAUGGGCGUGCUUAAGCUAAGCUUGCCUGAAUGGCAAGCUGUAAAACUAACUUUCUUUGCACUGGCUGCAGAACAUUCGGUCAAACAUAAGUUAGGAAGUAUUUACGAUAUUGUUUGUGUUUGAUAGGUGUUUGAUUUUUUCCGUGAUCGCAUUGAGCACCAGUAUCCUCUUGAUCCAACACCUGAGGAUCCCCUGGAGGCACAAAAAACAGCACAUGAGGUUUGAACUGCACCUUCAGCAUGAUCUUCACCUUGGGGCCUGUUUCUUGAAAGUCCUGGAAACUUUUUGAGCCAUGAAAGAUGUGUUUUGCUUGUUGUGUUUGCAUUCACGAUCAAAGUUUCAGUAUAAUUUUGAAAGUAAUGCAAUGAAACUAUCAGUUAACGAAGCAAAAUUGACUGGUGUCGUGAGCUAGGAACUGUGCUACUAUUCAAUAGGUUGUGAUAUUAAUUAAAAUUUGUCUUCGAGCCCAAAAAGUUUUCAAGUCUUUGGAGAAAUGGGCCCCUGGUCAAGCCAGGGCUUAACCCAGCCUCCCACGUAAUGGCUGUGCUCUAAGAAGAAUUGAAGGGGGUCCAGUGCUUGGAACCUGUGAAAUCCUGGGUGACCUGUUUACGCAUUUUAUGAAAAGAGCAAAAAUUAGAUGCUAUGGGCCACCAGGCACUGCUGGAGCACAACCCUGCACCUAGGAAACCUAUAAUAACCUGUAAGCCAACUGAGCUAACCAGGCCAGAUGGUAAUGUGCAGCUUUACCACCAUCGGCUUUACUGGAAACAUGUUUUGUUGGAUUAUUUCUGUUAAAUUAUUAGUUACAGACACAAUGGACCGACAGCUUAUACUGAUUAGCCUUUUUCAGGCAAUGAGGUGGAGUGAUUAUUAGACUGCUUGGAGUCCGCCUUUUCUCUUAAAAUCCAUCUAGUUCUUAUCUGAGCCAGCACGAUUGCAAACCACGACGUCAUGUUACAAUAAGGGACUGGGACCAGACGAUUGUCAGCCUCGUUUAUAGCGACUUUGUGUUUCGCUAAAAUUUCGUCGUUUUUCUGUUGUUUUUUCAGUCAUUUUUAGAUACUCGUGGACAAGUGGUUCUUGGCAGAGAUAAAAUACUUGCAGAAGUAAGUUGAUUGCCAUUUAAUGUUACCAGAUUAAAAGUAUGUUGUUUAUAUGCAUAAAUUUCUUAAUUCUGUCAGGAAAAGGUGUAUUGUAUUUGCUAUUUGGUGCGUUUCAGUAUGUGUUCAGAUUCUUCGAAAUUUAUUCUUCCCAUCAUGUUUUUUUCCAAAUAUGAAUUUUUGUAGGGGAAUUUCAAUGAUCGUAAAAAUAUUUCAUGCCAUCCCUUCUGCAUCUGUAAUAAUUCAAAUGUUUAAUUUGUCACUGCAUGUUUUACGCAGUUUGAAAAUAUACUGAGCUUUAUCGUAAGAACAUUGAAGCAAAGGAAACUUUCUGUUUUCAGAUACGUAACUACAUAAUGAAUGACGAGUCCAAUGCCCCACUGCUGCUCAUUGGUAACGCAGGCUCAGGAAAAUCAGCUAUAAUGGCAAAGAGUGCAAAUGAUGCUUUGGCGAGUGCUCAAGGAGGAGAGCUUAUGGGAAAAAAGUAAGGAAUUUCGGGAAAGUCUUCCCUUUCCUUGUUUUACAAAGAAUUUGACUACAGUAGCAGUGUAACAAUAACGUCAAUAAGAAAGGAGUGGGGCGAGGUGAAAAAAAAAAAAAGAUUGUUUCUUGCGGCUUGUGGCUUCGCUGCUCGCCCUUUGUAUGUAUGUACUGUAUUACGCUUGCUACUCCAGAGAAUUGGAAAACAAAAACAAGACUUUGCUCACAGCCUAAUACUUUUAAGGCAAGAAAAACACUAUAAUAGGGACCUUACGAUCCGAAAACGGCGACGUCCAUGAAAACGUUGUUGAAAAGAAGACUUUGUAUCUUUUCAAACUUUUUCACGAUUUUGCCAAGUCGCCCAGUUACUAAAAAGAAGGGAAUUUAUGUUGGAGCUGAAGAGAAGGGAACAAGCCUGAGUUUAGACAGAUACGGUAGAAUUUGUCGCCUUGCCAUUCCCUUUCUCAAGUAAAUUUACAGUUUGGCCAUUUCACAAUGUAGUUGUACAGGAACGUCAAAAAAAUUUACCAUUUAACCUAUGGCUUUUUUGACGUUUCCGAUGCCGUCACCGUCGUAGUUUCGUAAGGUCCCUAAUGACAGUUCCUGACCUUGUAUUUACAGCAGUACGCUGCUGAACAGUUUGAGAUGCUAUUUUGUUGACUCUGACUAAUUUAUGUCCAAGAUGUCAUUUUAAACUUGUACGAAAAAGAAGCAAAAUUGUAGCGGCAAUAUUCGUUGUAAGAUUGCUUUGGAUGAUGUGAAAAUUGACACCUUGAAUGUUACUUUGUUAUUUGCAGGAAUUGUAAGGUGUUUUUUCAUUUUGUUGGUGCCACUCCGGGUUCUACUGAUUUAGCGUUCUUUUUGCAACGACUGUCGAGAGAAAUCAAUGUAUCCAAGGUGAGCAGAAUGACACACUAUUAAAACAGUAUUUAAUCCUGUAGUACAUUCAUAAUAACAUGACAUGCUUGAAGUUAACAUAAGGGCUAGCUGGAGAGUAAAAUGUGAACAAUCCCCAAUAUCGAAACGACUGGUUACCGGGCUCACACUUCAAUAGCCGGGGGAAAUCCCAAGUCCCCGAAUAAAAAUUCCAGUUGCCUUUAGAAAUGCGAUAAUGGUUUUGUGUGAGAAAUCUGUACAGUAUGAACUCUGAAAAGAUUUUAACAUUUGAAACUAAUAUGAGUUUAUUAUUGUUUUUUAGCGUGAUGUUGUCAGUGACCUGGACUCCCUUGUUCAACUUACCAACAGUCUUCUAUCCAACAAGAACACUAAGCCAUGUGUGGUGUUUGUGGAUGCUAUUAAUCAGGUACAGUUCACACAAGUUACAUUGAGUAGCAUCGCUUUACCUUGGGAUAUUCGUCUGUCAAGAUGUCUGUGUGGGUUGGGUUUGUUGUUGGUUCUUCUCUUACUUUGAAAGGAUUUUAGACUGGAACUCUAAUUUCGUCUCCAUUAAUACCCUGGGAAUAUUUCACAUAAACUUGUUAAACGAAUUCUUAGAAGCUACUUGGAGUUUGUUGAGUACAAAAUUACAGAUAUCUUUUAUAAAUGACAUUUUUUUACCCGUGAGUAGUCUUUUUUUCUGAUCUGUCGGAGAGAGUAGAUGGAACGAAACGCGCAAUCGUUUGCUAUAACGCUUAACAUACCAGCUCGUAAAAUAACCCUUUUCUAGUACCUUUAUGGUAUUAAGGAAUCAAAUUAAAACUAGAAGGGCAGCGGAUGUGGGUGCUGGGCGCGGCCCUGACCGAAAAAGGAAAAGGUUGAAAUAAACGAAAAUUGAAAUAAAACGUGUUUUUGUAUGAAAAAGAGAUGCCAAGAGUGCUGAAAAAAAAAAUUAAAGGAAAGAAGGGUAGAAUCAUUUUAGAAUCGUCUCACAAGACUCGAUUAUUCACUCAGGUAGUCAAAGGGUUAAGAGCAAUAAGAGUCCUUUAAGUUGCGUUGCGUAGUUGAGGAAAUCAUAGUCGUGAAGAUUUAAAACAAGCGGUCCUCAUUUCCCCUUUUGUCCUGCUGGUAGCUUCACGAUUCUUAACAUGGUUGUUUGCAACACAAUUAUUUACAUUUUUAGAUGGACGAUGACAAAAUCCAGUAUUUGACCCGUUGGCUUCCUGAGAAUCUCUCUCCUAAUGUCAAGGUUGUGCUGUCUAUGAUAAACGACACUGAAUGUCACCGACUGCUCAGAUCUUAUAAAUCUGGACCCCAUGAAAUCACCUGUGGUCAACUGGAUUAUCAUUCUAGAAAGGUAAUGAAUAAAUACAUGUAAUAGGUCUUCACUGUUGCUAAGUUAGUGUCCUUUGUAAAAGUGACUAUUCGUUCAAUGAUUCUUAUAUUGCCAAAAGAAGGCAAAGUCAACAACUUUCCUACAAUUCGUGACAUUAGAACUUGGGUCAAUUGAAGGAAUAACGUCGACAAGCUGUGCUCGACGUCCUUUUCCCUCCUCCUUUCAAUGUUGUGCUCGAACUUGGACAAUUCGACCGAAAAACCAUUACAAAACAACAUUGGAAGGGAGACUGGCAGGUACCAGAGCAGUGUGACCCAAGUUGAGUGUCCUUGAUUGUAGCUUCAUUUUGUAGAAUACUGAAAACUGGAUUGCGCACCAUGACAGUACUGCCAAAGGGAACGGGACUGUAUUUCUGACAGUAAGGUGACCAAAAUAAGGAAUCAAAUUUGGCUGUGUUAUGUUUUUCGAAUUCAGGAACAGAAAAAUAAAAUGAAUGAAGUGUUGGUAAAAGAGGAUCGUGUGGGGAGCAGUGAAAUGUUCCUUUGCAUCGAAUUUGGAAAUGCUGGCCCUUAAUAGGGCGCACCAAAGAGAUUUAUUGUACAUUAACACUGUAGAACUAUGUAUGGACACACGAACAAGGUCUUACAAUGAAAAACCUCUCGUCAUGGGUGGUCAUUCGUAAUAAUAAGCGUUUCUUUUUUCCCUUUCUCAGCUUAUUGUUGAGAACAUUCUGCGGCAAUACAACAAGCGGCUGGAUGAGAGACAGAUGUCUAUGUUGUUAGAGAAGGAAGGAUCUGCAAACCCCCUGUGGCUAACACUGGCUUGCGAGGAGCUGCGAGUUUACGGAGUGUUCAAUAAAAUGGACGAGAAGAUUGCAAGCCUUUCUGACGAUUUAAUCAGGUACUUUGGGUUUCUUUCUUGAUUUUGCUGUACGUACUUCGGUAGGUACUUCUGUUCUACUUAGCCUUUAAAAUGGAAGCUGUAUGAUUGGUAGGUUUAGCAGUGUGUUUCGAUUAACACACUGUUAAAACCUGGACUUCGUCUAAAGAAAAAUUUUUUUGAAAGUAUUCUCGGUUUCCCCUCUCCUAGCGCAAGUGAUCCCAAAUAGAAAGCUUCCUCGCCGAGCAUAUCAGAAAGCGCUGUAGUCAAAGAAUAGGGGCAAAUUCCAAAGUCUUUCUUAAAUGUUUUAGUCUGGAAGAACAAGUGCUGACUCGUUUUGAAGAAGAGAAUGGUGGGCAGAUUGUAGUAGCGACUGUGUGUUUACUGGAGACGUCGCGUCACGGUUUGUUAGAAACAGAACUGCUUCAGAUGCUGGCUGAGGAAUCCAUGCUUACCCCUCCCCCCUACGUUGAGGGUGAAUCUGAUCAGAUAACAGUGACAAAGGCUGAGACUACAGAAGCAGGUAACCUUGCGACUUCCCCAAAAGUUUUCGUUUGUAGUUGAUUUUAGACUUGAUUGACUUGAUUGUAGACUUUUAACUCCUUUUCUCCCUAAAAGUGCUGACGCAACAGAAAAACAUAACCUUAUUUGGUGGUAAACUCUCCCCGUGUAAAGUAAUCCAAAACAGUCUUGGAUUCUGGAUUCCAGCUGUGGAUUCCGGAUUCGAAGUGCUGGAGUCUGUGUCAGUGGACCUCGGAUUCCGGAUUCCAAUCGUUUGCGGGAUUCUGGAUUUUUGAGCUGAAUUCCGGAUUCUAGGAUUCUAAAGCCCAGGAUUCCAGUUUCCACAAGCAAAAAUUUCCCGGAUUCUGGAAUCCGGAUUAACUUAAACAGGGUGACUGUUCACCACAUGUUUUGUAGUAAAUGCGUAUUGACUGUCGAACAACGACACGUUUGUUCGGUAUAGAUACAGUAUAUACGGACAAAUUUUUCAUCGUUAUUUUGACUCGAAGAAUAAGAUGAUUCAUUUUAACUAUGUUACAGCUUCAUUCUCACUCGAAAUAUGUAACCAAUAUCUUACUUUUAGCGCCAAAACAUGGCCACGUAACGGCCUGUCGAACGUCACUCAUUUCAUGGUGUCUCGUUAUCCGGUCACGCUUUGUAGAUGCAAAGGACGGUUAGGGUAUAGAAAUGUCUUUUUUGUAGGUUUUUGAUCAUUAUGCCAUUUUUAUUAUUCCAGCUCCAGACAAGCUGACAGUAGCAGACAAGCUUUCAAAACAAGUGGAUGAAACGUAUGUACAGAAAGACGGCGACGACGACGAAGAAGAACGGAAGAAGACUGUAGGCGGAAGUAAAAAGAAAAGAAAAGAAAAAAAAUUUGUCCCAGCAGCCAAAUGGGCCUUGGUUUAUCGCGCACUGAAGCCACUUCUGCGACCGUGUGGAGACUUGGGCGAGGGUCGCCUUGACUUCUACCACAGAUCUAUUAGUAAAGCUGUGAGAAGAAAGUAAGUUUUCUAUUUUUUACUUAUCACUGGGUUUUCCUGAUACCAUAGAAACCAUCCAGGAUACUAUAAAAAGUGAAAUUUUAUUUUAAAACCUUAGCUUUUCCAGCCAGUUGACAGGCACUCCACUUAGGUAAUUAGAAACAAAGUUUUCAAAUAGAAAAUAACAGGAGGCAACCAGGAGGAGGCAAUUUACAAUCACGGCCUAGAAUUUGAAUCCGGAAUAACAGGGCAAAAAUUAUCUUAUCUAGAUGGCGAUCAAGGGCUGGAACAGAACCUGGGACUGUCGCCUUUAUUGGCCACUUUAGCAACGAGAGUUAACUUUUGCAAAGACUUCUGGGAUUGUUUGAAAGGACAAGAAAUGAUUGGCCAAUAGCUAACCGAUGCAUCCCUAGUAACAAUCCCACAAACAACUGCGGGACGCAUUUCGGCUCCAGUUUACUUCUCGCGUCUAUGAAGUGCCGACUUGCGUGUCCGAAGCGCUUCCGAUGGAGCCGACAAAUACUCAGUUGGUGUCUUAAAAUUUAAGUGGUGUUCAUGAAUCCGAGAACCGUCAAGAUCAGGAUUACAUUUCAUGAGGCUGAACAGUUAGUGAAUCAUAAGGUCACACGCAAUUGUUGUUUAAAGUUCCUCCCUCAAGUUGUUAGCUUUUGUUUUAUUUUUUGCUAGUACAGAUGGGCUACACAAGUAUUGUAUUGUCCUGCCUUCCACAGCUAUAUCUGGUUUAAAUCAUGCCUCAAACGCAGUCUAUUCUUCCUGUCGUUGUUGCAGUCGACCCUAAGGCCAAAUGUUUCAUUUUUACUUUUCCAAGGUAUUUCACGGGAUCCGAAGGUUACGUGAAACAUCAGUAUACAUUCUGGCAUGGACAGCAUGCUGAGUUCUUUGAAGGAAGCGAAGAUUACGAUCGAAAGUCGGAGGUAGGUAGUAAGAAUAUUUAUCAGAUCUUGCACUUGUUUCCGAAUGAAUUCACUUGUUCGACGUAUACAAACAAACAAACAAACAAAAGGCAAUUUUCAGGACCUUGUAAAUUCUAAGGAAGAUAUCCUUUACUCAUUGCUUGCGUCUGAAUCGUCAGUUGAGAAUUGGCGAUCUCAACAAACUAAAAGUAGAGAGAGAAAAAUUUUAACUAGGAGCGGCCCCUUGUGGGGUAGAGGGGAACAUAAAAUGUAUUUCCGAUUCCGCUGGAAUCGCGCUGAAACGGCCGAAAAGGCUAACAACACACCAUAAAUAAUACAGGGAGACAAGGUAAGAAGUUUUGAUGUAUCCGUAUUGCUAUUUUGACUCAAAAAUAACGGUCGCUAGUAUCCCUAUACAAACCCUUAUAAUAGUUCUGUUAUGCAACAACGAUUCUCACUUUUGAGCUUCGGGUACCUGUUCUUUACUUAACAGAACUUUUGCAAUUUUGAGGUUGAUUUUCUGUGUUCGCACGUUUCCUUCUUAUUAGGAACUGCCAUAUCAUCUUGAACAGCUGUUGGAUAACAACAGAUUAACACGAUGCUUGCUGGAAUGGGAAGUAUUUGAACGGUUAUUUUCCGAAGACUUCAGUAUCGAUCUACUCAGAUCAUGGCAAAAGGUAAACGAGGGAUUACCUCAAAACUUUUACAUUUUAUCCUUCACCGUUCUUUUGCGUUUUAACUAUGGAUGUUUCCAGGUCGUGCAUUACGUGACGAAUUUUUUGUGUUGUGUGACAGGCUGGUGGAUAUGCUACCGCUUCUGCUCUUUAUAAGGAGGCGUUACAAGUAUUGCGUGACUCAGAGGCAUCGCUUGAGGAAGUUGCCAAGAGAACGGAGAUGGUAGUCAUGUUUCUGUAAGUAUUUUUAAUACAGUAAAAAUAUUGACACCUGUAUUUGUCGUGGUUAUCCUCACUCGAAAUGGCUAACAAUCGAAAUGAUAGAUGUCAUUUGUUAUUUUGGCGCUAAAUCCCUAAGUAUAAAUGUCUGGUGUGCCUGUGUCUUUUCAGAAUUCAGGCUGGACAGUACAAUGAUGCACAUGAGAUGUUGAAUGACCUUCUCAAGUUAGAAGAGGAAAGUCUGGGAGCUAGAACCGAUAAACUAGCCGACAUUUAUCAACUUAUGUCCAAAACCAAGAGCGAGGUAACGGCACUCACCUUAAGUUUAUUUUUUCUCUCUUUCCUCUCUGGGAAAAUCUUUCUAUACCAGUCAGUCGGUCAGUGUAAAUCUCCAGCACCCUCCUCCCCUCCCCCCAACCCAGGCUAUGCAGGGACUUAAGCGGGCACAAGGCCAAUGUGUGACGAUCAACAGUGCACCGGUACAAGGGGUCUUGGGUGAGAUUUGCUUCUUCGGUAUCCAGACCGGGAAAUUUCUUUUAAAAGCAGAUAGCUAAGAUCACAGUAGUUAUGGAAAAUGAUUUCAGACAUAUGUUAUAAAACGGACAACAAACUCAACGGAAAUAUACAGACGUAAAUAAAAUUGUCUGUUAGAUAAGUAAGGUGCUAUAAAAUUACACAUGUUUUUCGACCACUAAAUAUAGACUGUACCGACGAGCCGUUUUUCGUCCGCUUCAAAGAAGACAUGGCACCUUAUUCCAGGCCAAAAAGACAACUUUAAGACCUAAUUCUCCUGUUGUAAUAGCUAACAAAACAAUCAGGUCCGACCCUUUGGUGCAAGGGAUAUAACUAUGGUUUCCCUUUAGGUCUUAAAGCAGUGGUCUUCUUAAUGUUUUUUUCUGACUCGCGUAGCGCAUGGGAACUGAUGCGGACUGAUUUGUUGACUGUAGGUUGUAAAGAAUUACAAUUUUGUUACAAUGGAUCAGCUGGAGCAAGACAGGGAAAUCGUGGAAUUUUGUAAAAAGUCCCUGAGUUAUCGUAAACAGCUAAGUGGAGAAGAACACGAGGUAAGGUGAAAAAUGAUUUAAACUUACAAAAUAAUGUUAGAACUACUUUGUGAAGACUGAUCUCUUAAUUAAGCAUUUCAUCCUUAUCUCGAAAGUUAGAACCACCUUCAUUGGAAACCAUGACCUUAAUAUCAACCCUUUCAGUGUUAAAGGAAGCUAAAAUUCAAAAUUUCAGAUUGUAAAAUGCUGAAAAACAAGUAGCACCAUGUGAAAGUAUUGUCAAAGAAGCUUCAUUUGAAUUGUUACCCCAGAGCAUGGAUAAUUCUAUUAUCCAUGCCCAGAGAUAUUUGUCCAUAGACUAAAAGUUUAGGAAAUGGUUAAAAGCGCUACCAUAGCAGGCUCUUGUACAGGAAAGAAGACGGCAAAUCUUGUGUGACAAGCGUGACAAUAAUUUUGUGUGAAAAAAACUUUCUGCCAAACUCCCCGCGAAAUGACGUUUGAGAAAAGAGUGCAGAAAUUGCAUACUGAUGACGUUUCACCACCCAGAUCUGGUUUGUGCUUCUGAUUGGUUGAAGCAGAUUUCCCUUGGGGCAAAACCUUCAGAAGCACUACCGAGAUCGAGGUAGUUACACGUCAUCAGUAGAGAGAUUAAGAUUCACGUUUACGCCGAACGGCAAGGGUGAAUUUGUACCACGUGACCAAGUUUUCCCUUAAUUGUUGUUAACUGUUUAUUACUUCAACUAACAAAAAUAAGUAGUUUCACGCCAGUUUUAUACAUAAGCUCUAUAGUUUCUUUUAGGCCUCCUCGCCAUUUCUUCUUACAUUUUUUUGGCAUCUUUUUGUGAUUAUUGUAAUCGUGUGGCAAAUAAAUAAAUACAAAUACAAUACAAAUACAAAUACAUGAGAACUGUUCUGAACAGUUUUUAUAUGCUUAUUUUCUAUUCUGAGAAAUUCUCAACUUGAAUCUGACGUUUGCCUUCAUCUCUCUAGUAUGGAAUUUCUGCGCGCGUUCCCCAGGUACCAUUUUGCGGGGAAACCAGUGGUUGUGUUACAAAAUGACGGCUGGUUUCUUAGACUAAAAUUGCCAGGAAAUGAGAAAUCGCUUUCUCACUUUAGUUGACAAUAAUAUUGUGGCAAAACGGGUUUAUUCCAUUUGAACUUUGACUUAUUUAUUGAACUAUUUCUUGCAGCACAAAACAGCAAUGAUUGACAUACUCAUCGCACAUCAUCUCAGCAUUGUGGCGGAUUUAGAGCAGGAAGGCGCUGAACAAACACGGAGAGACUGUUUUAAGUACAUAGAUGAAGCAAUCGACAUCUUUAUGAGGGUAAAUUUCACAGAAACGUCACAACCUUUGCAGCCUAGGGUCAAUUAAAUAAAACUUUUACAAGUGUAAUUUACAGGUGUAGCCAUUGUUUUGGAGUCUGAAAAAAACGUCACUUAUGAAUUACACUUGUAAAAGUUUUAUUAAAUUGACCCCUGGUAGCCUGGUAACACGGAUGUUGUUUUGACUCUCUUUGGGGAGGAUUGCGUGACAACCAAACGAUCGUCUAAGUACUGCGGGAGGUUAGCAUCGUGACCGACUCUGGAAAAAUCGCCUUGCGGCCAAAAAUAUAUCCGGAUUAUCUCCAAAAAAAUUCUCAAAAUCUCAAAAUUUUACCGAAAAACCCCAAUCUUUUGACCAAAAUAUCAAAGUUUUAAAGAACAUUGUAAGUUAAAACAGGCUGCCUCCAUAACAAUUAUUGCGGAUAACGUACGUCCAGCAUGACUAGCGUCUUUUUUCCGGUAACUUACGGCCAAAAACAUUGUGGGAAAGAUAAAUUGAAUGGUAAAACCAGUGUUCAGUUCCUUAAUUUAACAGCUCCAGCAAAAGUAUUGUUUAUCUAAUUAUUCCAGUCUCUAAACGUUUUUUUUACGCAUUCUACACAUUUGUUUAGCUCUAAAAGUUGCUAAAUUCAUCUUAAAAUUUCCAGACGUUCUAAAAAUCUAAAAAAAUACGGAUUUCUCUAGCUAAGCGUACUGACUCUCAAACUUGCAACUCGGCGGUCCCCCGGCGGUCCUGGGUUUGAGUCCCAAAUUCGUUUGUCAGAACGGUAUUCCCAGGUUCAAUUGUUCUUUUAUGUUUUCUGAUUCUCUGAGUUUGCGGACUUAAUAAAAAAUGAUUUUGUUUGUCGUCUAGCACGGUGACAUGGGACAUAUGGCAGAAGCGAUUAUGACCAAAUCGUUUAUAAACCCACGUGCAAGAAAGUACUUCAAAGAAAAAGAAGAGGUAUGUUCUUUUUUAGUGAUCUGCGUUUUGGAAAACUAUUCCAAAGAGUGAGUUUGACUUAUCAAAAUGCCAAAAUAUGAAUGAUUCUCCUGAGAAAGGGAGAGACUUAAAACAUUCAAUUUUUUUUUCAUCAAGGCUCUGUCCAAACGUCUGUUAACGCAAACAAAAUGUUGUCGAAUUGAAAGGACGAGAACCUUUUAAGCAUAGUUUUGUACGCGUCAGAACAAAUAAUUUAGCCCCUUCCACACAAAUGCGCAGAUUUUUGAAACCGCAUUUCUUUUUUUACGUAUUCGUUUGGACGGUGCUUAAAUCACGUCUCUGGAGAGCGGUUUCAAAAAGGUGCGGAUAUGUGAAUCAGCUCCCCGAAACUGAAAGACGCGGAUUUGUGAAUUCGCCCACCGAAACCACAUCUUUCAAAGCGCUCUGUAAAGUGGUUUAGGGUCCUGUGCCGACGAAGCCAGGGAACAAAAUACUUGGUUUCAAAAAUGUCCGGAUUAUUGUGGAGGGGGCUGAAGUGUCGGGAUGCUGGACACGUAGUUUUAUUUGCAUUUUAUAUCCCUUUAUGGACGUUAUAAAUUCAUUGCUAAGCCUAUAGUUGACCUACAACUCGUGUUUAUUCAUUGUUCUUGCCUUGUUUUGCGCAGAUGUUGAACAGAUCAUUUGAGCUGUGUUUAAAAACUUACGGUGAGAAGCACAUGUUGAUGUUAAGGCUCUACCUGAAUAUUGGAAUCCUUUAUGAAGACAACAGGGAUUACCAGAAAGCUUAUGAUUACUUCGUGAAGUGGCACGAGACUUGUCAAGAGGUGGGUGCUGUUUGUCUAGACUUUAAAAUAGCUUCAAGAGAUAGGAAAGGUAAACAUGUUUGAUGUGCUGUAAUCACUGUAUUGUUGCUUGCUAAUACAACCGCCUUCAUUGCUUCUCGCCGGUGGGACGUUUCGCGAAACGGCCCCAGAGUUAAGGAGCGAUGAGAAGUGUAUUCUUUCUUGAACAUGUUGUAAUUUAUGAAGUUGUUCUUUCCUGUUUAAAUGUUAGCGAAAAACAACCAAACAAACAAAAGACGGUCUCUGACAAGGGCCAUGCUAUUUCUCUUGUUUAAGUUUAUGCUUAUACCAUUCAGUUGCGAAUAGUCAAGAAGGUAACAACCAACACAAACAAAACUAAACUAAAAAUGAAUAAAAGAGAAGGAAGAAGAAAACGAAAUGAAAGAUUAGACUAGACAAUAAAAAGUCAUACGGUUCUUUUCACAGUGAAAGCCAGUUGUUAUAUCGCAGUCAGGUGUAGACAGUGUUCAGGCCAAGUCGUGUUAGACUAUACCCACUUCUACCCUUCUAACUGCUCGGUGCUUAAUCAGUGACUGGAACCUUAUUGUCUUUCGUUCUUCAGGUACUUGGCCCUUCGCAUCCCAAAACAGGACGUGCCCGCGACACUUUGAAUGAACCUAUGUAUGUGCGCAUCCGCGAACAGAGAGAACGACAAGCCGCUGGUACGGCUUGAGCCUUCAGACCGCGGCGAGUGAUGCGAGCGUACAACUAUUUUACUCGAAUGCACGCACAUGUUGGAAUAGAAAUCAUCAUUAACUACAACAUUUAAGAAAAAAUGUUCUGUUACAUACGUGUCUUUUUUGGGGGCCACACAGUUUUAAAGCCCUUAGCGGUCGUAGGUUAAUAGCUCACUUACAGGUCAUGAAGUGUAUCCAUUCGGCAAGUGGAUUGUAUAAAAUAGGUUUGUAAGAUCAAACGUUCAUUCCCUUUUGAAGGCUUCUGAAAUCCAGAAAUAAUAGUGCAACGUCUAGCUUCUUUCAAAGACGUAUCUAAUACGAUUUGCCGCUCAGAAGUUCUGGCGGGCUGGGUUCGAACUGUCCGCGAGGGUCGUUUGUCACUGGUUGAUGGUUUCUAAGGCAACUAUAAAGCAAUCAUCAUUUAUGAUGGAAACCAAAACUUUCCCAGCCUCCCAAAUGUUCCGACAGGCAAAUAACACAAACAAAAUCUUUUGGGUCGAUGCAGAAAUCUGAGUUUCGCUGUAAACGUCUUCAGUUCUAGUUUCAUAAGUUUUACUCUCCUUUCAGUGGAAAAAUUAACACUACAUUCCUGCUUGUGAAGCGGUGCGCCAUUGUAGCAUUGUAACAUUUCUAUCACAUUCGAUGACCGUUGUUGUUUCUCGUGCUUUUUCAAAAUGUUUAGACUCUACUGAGCUCGUUUUACCUCUCUUUGUUUACAGUAAAACUCUCUUUUAAAUGAACAUUCCAGCAACAACAUUCCAGGCUAAUACAUCAUCAGUUAACUGUCCCUGACUUCGUCACUCACUUGGCCGCCGCGGCCUAAAAGGCUCGCUCCUCCGCUAAGAAACUCGUGAGGUCGACUUGUAGCAAGUCUAACUUUUCUUGAUCGCUCUAUAAGAUUGGAAAUCUCGCUAAGGCGCGCAGUUAUCUGUGGAUUUUGAUAAGGCUUUCCAUUCACUUUGGAAAAGUUAUGAUAACUCGAAUAGCUGUCAUUUUAGGACGGCCUUGCUUCUCUCAUUUUUAUUUGUUCUGUUGGACUACUAAGUCUUGUCUUAGACUACUUAAUGCAUAACCUUUAAAGAAGGUGUAUGGGGGAUUAGGUCUUAUUUCCUCACGUUCUUAGCACAUAAGUAUUCGAGGAAGGUAAAUAAAACAAUUAUUUCACCAUGUGCUGUCGAAUUGUUAAUACUAGGUUCUGAUAGUAGUAUUCGCCCUUCAUAACAGGGAGGUGAGGACCAACAAUUUUACUUGCAUUUACGCUAGAGGUUUUUUCCGGAUUUGUGACGAACAGUCCGGAACAUUUUGGAUACAGGAUUCGUUUUGCCUUUACACGAAGAUGGCUGAAUCCGAAAUUAAAAUGUCUCGAUUUGGCCGCGUGUU
This is a messenger RNA of Porites lobata, 21848 nucleotides long. The record is from the annotation of a GenBank genome assembly. Lineage: Eukaryota; Metazoa; Cnidaria; Anthozoa; Scleractinia; Poritidae.